AUGAGUUCAACGACUGAAAGCGCAUGGGCUAGUUUUGAUGAAGAUCCUAAACCGCGGAAUUAUAAUAGAAUUGUAAUUCCUGUAGGUCUUUUAUUAGCUGCUGGUGCUGUAGCGGGACCAUAUUUAUAUAGAAAUUUAUAUAGAACACCGAUUAAUUCAACUGCCGGGGCUGAUCUUAUUCCAACAGGUCUGAAAAAAUCUACACCGAUUCAAACAAGCCCGACACAGGAAAGGAACCGCGAACCACUCACACGUAUUAGGUCUUUUAUUAAUUAUUUAAAGAAUAGUGAUUAUAAUUUGUAA
Messenger RNA from Trichomonas vaginalis G3, 303 nucleotides. RefSeq lists its product as uncharacterized. The coding region runs from base 1 to 303 and encodes 100 amino acids. The transcript has a single exon. The record is from RefSeq and is a predicted model, not a curated record. NCBI's taxonomy places the organism in Eukaryota, Parabasalia, Trichomonadida, Trichomonadidae.